AUGGCUUCCGAAUCGCCUCAGAUUGAAAUGACACCUCCGGGGAUGGGUCCCGGGGAUCAGGCCACAAGUCCGGCUGCGGAUUCGGCCAAGAGGAAGGCGGAACAAGGCAACGGAACUCAGACGCGCGCAAAGCGGAAUCGCUACAUUUCUAUCGCAUGUAAUGAGUGCAAGCGUCGCAAAAUCAAAUGCAAUGGACAAGUACCCUGUGGGAGAUGCGGGCACCUCAACUUGGAAUGCCGAUAUGCGCCGAAUUGCUGUAACAAUAACUUCAAAGACUCAGAGGAAUAUCGGUCGAUGGGGUCUCAAAUAGCGACGCUACAAGACCAAGUCAACAGUCUUUUCAACAACAUCAACGAACUUAGGGCCCAGAAACCCAGUUUUGAAAGCCCUUCAUUUGACCAUCUAUCUCGUGAUGGCUCCUCCCAAGCGGUUUUUACUCCCUUGCCCACCGGGAUGCCGAAGGUCCGACCCCGGCAUCCGCAUUUCCAUGGCCCAACGAGCUCGGCGUUUAAUUUUGACGUUGCCAAGUCAAGCCUUCAGAGUAUGGGCAUCACACCAGCAGAGGACGCUAUACCUGACGACUUAACAACGGCGCAUGUUACGCCAGCUGGAUCACCGCCUCCACAUAUGAGCACCCUUACCUCCACUAUUCAUCCGACCAAGGAUCUUCUAUGGGGCAUAUCGCGCAAGGCUGCUAUAGAGCUGUGUGAAACUUAUGAUGAAGAAAUCGGGAUCAUGUAUCCUAUUGUUGACAUCACUACAGUCAUCAAGGAGGCUAAUCUACUCUACGACUUCAUGGAAGCCGCCAUCGGUAGUGGUCUUGCCCAACCGAGUUUGCCUGGUCCGGACAGCCUUCAUAAUGAAAGCGCAAUUCUUCUUAAGCUUAUUCUCGCCACCACGCUGGUUGUGAAAGGGGGUGGGCAGAGCAACGAUGGGAGGCGGUUAUAUCUGAGCAUCAAGCCUGUGAUUGAAUCUAAGCUAUGGGAACCUUAUGCUAUUAAAAACAUCCAGCUCUUUGCUCUCGUGGCUACCUACCAUUUCCACACGGAUGAUGACGCCAUGGCCUACCGACUGAUUGGCUUAGCUGCGCGCAUGUGUUUGGAAAUGGGUCUCCAUCGUCGAGAGGCCUUAAUAAAAUCUUUCCCCAACGAGGCCGAAUGGAACGAAGCCACUCGUAUAUUUUGGUCAGUUUACAGUUUGGACCGACGGUGGAGCUUGGGCACUGGGUUGCCAUUUGUGAUUCAGGAUGAAGAUAUUGACCCGAACCUACCAGAGCCGGAUGCAUCUCUAACCUAUCUUCGGUGUAUGAUAUCAUACAAUCGAAUCAGCUCCAAGAUUUGGUAUUCAGGCCUGGGCUCAGAAGGAACGACAGAUAUUCGACGCGAUGAGAUUGGCUACUUGGACUAUCAAGUCUUGCAGUGGUACAGGCAAGUGCCGGAUGAACUUAAAUUUUAUCCUGUGGAAUCUCCCAAGAAUGGAGAAACUGCAACUCGUGGCAUGAGACGUCUCCGGAUUCUACUCUACUUGCGAAUGAACCAGCUACGAAUCCUGAUCUAUCGUCCAGUGCUUCACUCGGCAGCAAGCAUUGCAGAAGACCGAGGUUAUUCUCAGACCGUGGUAGACAUUGCCAAGGACACCGUUCGAGUGCUUACACGACUGAAUCAGAUGUCUGAUAUCUACCGUACCCAACAGAUCACAUUUAAUUAUUUCCUCGUUGCUGCGCUGGCUGUGCUGUUCCUCGCCGUGUGUCAUGCACCUGCCGACUUUAAUCGGCAAGUCCGGGACGAGUUCUACAUGGCUUUGGACCUUAUCAAUGGAUUCAGUACCAAAUCAUUCGUAUCGAAACGGCUGUGGAAGACUAUUAAAGGGCUUCGAAUGAUUGGAGAGAAAUUGGGGGUCUUGGCCCGUCCCUUUGGCACAGACUCUAAUGAUCCCCACUCCACCGCAGCGGUGGCUAUGGCAGAUCUUGCUGGGCACUCGGUCAAUGACCUUUCUGCCUACAGUCCCUUGAAUGGUUUCCAGAUGAGUCACGAGCUGACGCAUCUAUUUGAGGCUGUUGGUUCAUUUGGCAGCUACCUGCCAGGCACGAGUGGUCCAGAGGGCAUCAAUGGAUUUGUUGGCACAGCUGGAGAAAUCCAGAAUACCGGCGAAGGACUUUCCGGGAUUCUGGGUGGUGAGGAGGAGUUUUCUCGCAUCCUUCGUGACUUAUUCUGA
Messenger RNA from Penicillium verhagenii, 2214 nucleotides. Its product is annotated as transcription factor domain-containing protein. The record is from RefSeq and is a predicted model, not a curated record. Gene Ontology annotation, molecular function: RNA polymerase II cis-regulatory region sequence-specific DNA binding; zinc ion binding; DNA-binding transcription factor activity, RNA polymerase II-specific. Gene Ontology annotation, biological process: positive regulation of transcription from RNA polymerase II promoter by galactose; DNA-templated transcription. Bases 1 to 2214 code for a protein of 737 amino acids. Gene Ontology annotation, cellular component: nucleus. The transcript has 6 exons. NCBI's taxonomy places the organism in Eukaryota, Fungi, Ascomycota, Eurotiomycetes, Eurotiales, Aspergillaceae.